Paramecium pentaurelia is the source of this 2432-nucleotide messenger RNA. The record is from the annotation of a GenBank genome assembly. Lineage: Eukaryota; Ciliophora; Oligohymenophorea; Peniculida; Parameciidae.
AUGUUUUUUUGUCAAAACUUAGAACACGAGAUUAGUUCAAUUAUCGGUUUUUGCCUUUAUCCUGAUUGUCAAGAACCUAAAUCACAAUUUUGUGUUAAUUGUUUAAUCAAUCCUCAGAAACAUUUAAAUUGUAGAAAUGACUGCAAGCCAUUUGAUAAAAUCGAUAUACUCCUAGAUUUAAUUAUAUAUAAGCUAGAUUAAAUGUUAGAAUAAGCUGACUGGAAGUUUCAAUAGUUUAAGUUAGAGUAUGAAAAAACAAUCAAAAUUAUUUUAAAAGAAUAGCAAAAGUUUUAGGAGAUAGCCAAAAACUUGUAAGUAUAAAAGUUCAAGGACUUUCUUGAUAAUAUUGGCAAAGUAAAGUUUUGGAAUACAAAUAUAAAAUCUACUUAAUUUGAUAAAGAAAUUAUUAAUCUCUGUAUUCAUAAUAUUUUACAAUUAGGGUUAAAACAAGGAAUCGAAUUAAUAAACUAAAAGGAAUACUAAAGUGCUUUAGUAAAAUUUGAGAAAGUUUUAUAAGAAGACGCAAAUAAUCAUUUGGCAAAAUUUUACUAAUGUAUAAUAAAAUAAAAAUAAGGUGUUACAUUAAUGUAAUAGAAUAACAAUUAUAAAUCCUUUUAAUUGUUAAAAGAAUUAUAAUUAGAAUAUCCAAAUUUUUAAGAAUAAGCUCUAAUCACUCUAUAGGAAAAAUUAAGAAUUAAAAGCAAUAAUAUAGCUACAUUGAUAUUAGAAGGUAACAUUUGCAAUAAUUAAAAGUAUAUUCUAUGACAAAAUUGGAUAACAGUAAUAUAAUCCUUAAAAAAGAUAUGGAUCAAAAAAUUAUGAUAUCUUGUGAUACUAUAUUAGGUUUAGAUAGAAAUAAUUGCUAUGCUUUAUGGAUGAAAAGUAUUAAAAAAAAUAAUUAAUAGUAAUUUCAUUAAUUGAAUAGUAAGAAUUGUAAUAAGCAAUUUUGAGUGUUGAAUAAGGUUUGAUGUUGAAUUCUAACAAUAGUCAUUUAAAUUAUUUAAAAGGUAAAUAAAACAUAAUAAUUAUUAGGUUUUGCACUAUAUAAACUAAAUUAUUUUAAAAAUGCUAUGGUAUUUUUAGAUAUAGCCAUUUCACUUGAUCGUAAUCAUGUUAAUGCCUAUUAUAAUAAAGGUUAUCUCCAUAAUUUAAUUUUAGGUCUUUGUUUAUAAAAUUUGAAAUAAUAUGAACAAGCAAUAAUUUGCUAUGAUUAAACUAUUUCAAUAGAUACCAAUUAUAUUAAUGCCUAUUAUAAUAAAGGUUUAUCUUCAAAAUUGAAUUUUAGGUAAUUGUUUAGACAAUUUGAAAUAAUAUGAACUAGCAAUAAUCUGCUAUGAUUAAACUAUUUCAAUAGAUAUCAAUUAUAUUAAUGCCUAUUAUAAUAAAGGUUUAUCUCUAUAAUAGAAUUUUAGGUAGUUGUUUAGACAAUUUGAAAUAAUAUGAACUAGCAAUAAUCUGCUAUGAUUAAACUAUUACAAUAGAUCCUAACUAUAUUAAUGCCUAUAAUAACAAAGGUUUAUCUCCAUAAUUGAAUUUUAGGUAGUUGUUUAUAUAAUCUGAAAUAAUAUGAAGAAGCAAUAAUCUGCUAUAAUAAAGCUAUUUCCAUAGAUCCCAAUUAUGUUAAUGCCUAUUAUAACAAAGGUUCAUCUCCUUAAUUGAAUUUUAGGUCUUUGUUUAUACAAUUUGAAAUAAAAUGAACAAGCUAUAAUAUGCUACGAUAAAGUUAUUUCAAUCGAUCAUAAUUACGUUAAUGCCUUUUAUAAAAAAGGUUUAUCUCCAUUAUAGAAUUUUAGGUAAUUGUUUAGACAAUUUGAAAUAAUAUGAACUAGCAAUAAUCUGCUAUGAUAAAACUAUUUCCAUAGAUCCCAAUCAAGUUUAAGCCUAUAAUAACAAAGGUUCAUCUUCAAAAUUGAAUUUUAGGUAAUUGUUUAGACAAUUUGAAAUAAUAUUAAGAAGCAAUAAUCUGCUAUGAUAAAGCUAUUUCAAUAGAUCCCAAUCAAGUUUAAGCCUAUAAUAACAAAGGUUCAUCUUCAAAAUUGAAUUUUAGGAAAUUGUUUAUACAGUUUGAAAUAAUACGAACAAGCAAUAAUCUGCUAUGAUAAAACUAUUUCAAUAGAUUCCAAUUAUAUUAAUGCCUAUUAUAAUAAAGGUUAUCUCCAUAAUUUAAUUUUAGGUCUUUGUUUAUAAAAUUUGAAAUAAUACGAACAAGCAAUAAUCUUCUAUGAUAAAGCUAUUUCAAUCGAUCCCAAUUAUGUAAAUGCCUAUUAUAAUAAAGGUAUUAUUUUAUUUUUAUUUUAGCAAAUUGCUUAUUAUUAUAGAACCAAAUCAUUUAAGCUACACAAAAUUAUCAAAUAGCAUUAUCUUUGAAUCAUCCUUUUUCGCAUAAAAUUUAAUAGAAAAUCAUCAAACUCAGAAACACCUCAUUAUUAUGA